GUCUACACUUAAAAUUUGUCAAAAAAGAGUGAAUAAGACAUUACAUUGAAAUUUUAUCAUAAUGAAAAGAAAUAAUUCAAUGUUAGUGGAGAAGUUUGGUUCUGCUGAUGAUUUUUACAACUUUGCUGGCGAAAGUUCAUCGGACGAAGAAUUUAACAGCUCUGAUGACGAUGAGGUAAAAAUCGACUUUAAAAGAGAUGAUGGAGAAAGUGACAACGACAGUUUUGAGAAAGAGAUGGAAAUGGAGCUGAAUGCGGGAUUUGCUGAUUACAGUAAACAUCUUUUUGGUACAGCACUUCAAACGAUUCAAAACAAUGGUAAAGGUAAUGACACUGGAAAGAACUUAAAUGAUGAAGCAAAGAAGGGAAUUAAAAAUGCAACAUAUGAUGAAAUGUAUUUCAGUUCUGGUGAUGAAGAAGAUGAAAAUAAUGUUGGUGGUUUCUCCUCAAAAUCAAAGGAAAGACGAACUUUGAAAACUGAUGAUGAACUUUUAUAUGAUCCUAAGAUGGAUGAAGAUGAUUUACAAUGGGCAAUGCAACAAAGAAAUGUUGGACAAUCGAAAGAUGUAAAAAACAAAAGCAAUAAAAAAAUGAAGAAAAAUCAUGAUUAUGGAAAGAGAGAUAAACCUUCAACAAGUGAUGCUAUUCUUUCAUGUCCAGCAUGUUUAACCACACUCUGCAUUGACUGUCAGAGGCAUGACACAUACAAAAACCAGUUUCGUGCUAUGUUUGUUAUGAAUUGUAAAGUGUUAUCUCACGAAACUUUGCGUUAUGAAGCAAAGAAACAGAAGAGAAAAGGCACGAAAAAUUUUAGAUCCAAACUCAGAGAUACUGGCAGUUCAUUGGAUGAACAAUCUGAACUCUAUAAUCCUGUUCAAUGUUGUUCUUGCAACACUGAAGUUGCUGUUUUUGAUAAGGAUGAAGUGUAUCAUUUCUUUAAUGUAGUUGAGAGUUUACCAUAACAAGAAAUAUAAAACAAACACAAAAUUGUGACCACUUUUCCUGCGAUAUAUAAUAAAUUGAUAAAAGAAUGUGCUUUAAUUUAUUGCUAUAGCUAAUAAUUGGUGAAUAUCGACUGUGAUUUUUUGUAGCUUUAGCGUUCCUUCAUAAUAAUAUCAAAUAAAUUGAUUUUUAUGGUU
Messenger RNA from Xenia sp. Carnegie-2017, 1138 nucleotides. Its product is annotated as E2F-associated phosphoprotein-like. The record is from RefSeq and is a predicted model, not a curated record. The transcript is spliced from 5 exons. NCBI's taxonomy places the organism in Eukaryota, Metazoa, Cnidaria, Anthozoa, Malacalcyonacea, Xeniidae. Gene Ontology annotation, biological process: positive regulation of cell population proliferation. Gene Ontology annotation, cellular component: nucleus. The coding region runs from base 62 to 961 and encodes 299 amino acids.